AUGCUUGCGGAUUCAGAGAUGGAUUCUUCACCAGUUGAUUUUGAUGAGGAGAAAAGCUAUUAUGGUGAAGAAGAUGGAGGUGGAAAGGUUUCGUUUAGAUUUACUGUUAAAAGUGCCAAGAAGAGAAAUUUGGACGAUUCGAAUAAGAGUGAAGAAUAUUCACCUUCUUUGAAGAAGGUUAAAAAACAAACUCCAACAGAAUCAUCUCCGAUUGGAAAUGGACAUUCUGAUGAUUAUGAAGGAGAUCAAGAGGAAACAUUUACAAUUCCUAAAAUGGAAGUAAAAUCAAGAAAGGAAACUAAAAAACAAUUGAAAAAGGAAAGUGAAAUUUUUGAGAAUGAAGAAACAAUCCAAACAUUUCAAGUUGAAAUUCCUGAAAGGGAAUGGAAAAGAAAUAUUAAUAGACAGUUUCAAUCUACCAUUCAACCAAUUAAUAAUUCCAUUCAAGAAUUAAAGCAACAAGUGAAAGAAACUAAACGAAACAUGUGGUCAAUUUCAACUCCUCUCUGGAUUUCAGUUCUCCUACUUUCAACCUUGAUCGCCAUUGAAUAUUCCAAGUUUCAACUCAUUUCGAAUAAUUCUCCAAUUCAACCAAAUGUUAUUAACAAUAGUCACACAACCACUCAAUCACCAUUAGAAACAAACAGAAACGAAAACAUUUCUACCUCUCCACAAGUUAAAACCUACCAAAUUCAAUUCAUUUCUGAAAAUGUUAGUUAUAUCACUAAAGAAUAUUUAGAAGAAAAAUUCAAGAAAUCUCUCGAACUUUCAAACAUUGAAUUUAAAUUCAAAAAGUUGAAUUCCCAAUCAGAAAUUAACCUCAAUGAAACAAGAAAUUCAUUCUUUCUUUUAAUUCAUCAAUCAACAAGAUUUCAUGACGAAGAAAGAGAAGCACUGUUAGAGACAUAUUUGAAAGAUAUUCCUGAUGAGAAAUGUGCAGUAAUUUUCAUUUGUUUGGCUGAUUUGAUUCGAUUGGGAAGAUAUCAAACCAUGGAGAGAGAUGUUUUCAGUGUCAAAUGGAACAGAAAUUUGGAAAGUAGUGGAAAGGAUGAAGAAACAAUUCAAAAGUUAAUUAACAAAAUUACAGCAGCCAAAGAUUGA
Molecule: messenger RNA, 1101 nt
Organism: Naegleria gruberi
Lineage: Eukaryota; Heterolobosea; Eutetramitea; Acrasida; Naegleriidae
Exons: 1
Coding region: 1-1101 (366 amino acids)
Source: RefSeq, a predicted model, not a curated record